Molossus molossus (Pallas's mastiff bat) is the source of this 6147-nucleotide messenger RNA. It is a transcript of the gene NRCAM, whose product is annotated as neuronal cell adhesion molecule. Gene Ontology annotation, molecular function: cell-cell adhesion mediator activity. The record is from RefSeq and is a predicted model, not a curated record. Bases 298 to 3918 code for a protein of 1206 amino acids. Lineage: Eukaryota; Metazoa; Chordata; Mammalia; Chiroptera; Molossidae. Gene Ontology annotation, biological process: brain development; cell-cell adhesion. The transcript has 30 exons.
UUUGCGACUGGGAGGAAACAGGAAGCAGUAAGAUAACUUCAUUUGUAAGGUAAUAUCUGUGCAGAGGAAAGUGAUGUUUGACUACUUGCUGGGACUGACUGAUUUUUGUUCCCACUCUCAGAGCAAUACUGAGAAGACUUGGUUUUUAAAUAUUAAAAGGAAGAAGAACUUCAGAUUUUCUUCAAAGUUUCCUGCAUGAAAAUUAUUUAGACAUUGCACACAAAUCUUUUGUGAAAGAAGAAAAGGAGAUUCAGUUUGUGAGUCUCAGCAGGAGUUAAGCUAACGCAGUUUAAAAUAAUGCCAAAAAAGAAGCACUUAUCUGCAGGCAGAGUGCCUCUGAUUCUCUUCCUGUGCCAGAUGAUUAGUGCACUGGAUGUACCUCUUGAUCCAAAACUUCUUGAAGACUUGGUACAACCUCCAACCAUUACUCAACAAUCUCCAAAAGAUUACAUUAUUGACCCUCGAGAGAAUAUUGUAAUCCAAUGUGAGGCCAAAGGGAAACCUCCUCCAAGCUUCUCCUGGACCCGAAAUGGGACUCAUUUUGACAUAGAUAAAGACCCUCUCGUCACCAUGAAGCCUGGCUCAGGAACCCUCACAAUUAACAUUAUGAGUGAAGGGAAAGCAGAGACUUAUGAAGGAGUCUACCAGUGUACAGCCAGGAAUGAGCGUGGAGCUGCAAUUUCUAAUAAUAUUAUUGUUCGUCCAUCCAGGUCACCAUUGUGGACCAAAGAAAAACUUAAACGAAUAAUACUUCCAAGUGGCCAGUCUUUGAUCCUUUCCUGUAGACCCCCAAUUGGAUUACCACCAGCUAUAAUAUUCUGGAUGGAUAAUUCCUUUCAAAGACUUCCUCAAAGUGAGAGGGUUUCCCAGGGUCUGAAUGGAGACCUUUAUUUUUCCAAUGUUCUCCCAGAGGAUACCCGUGAUGACUAUAUCUGCUAUGCCAGAUUUAACCACACUCAAACCAUACAGCAGAAGCAACCUAUUUCUCUGAAGGUGAUUUUAGUGGAUGAAUUGAAUGACACUACAGCUGCUAAUUUGAGUGACACUGAGUUUUAUGGUGCUAAAUCAAGUAGAGAGAGGCCACCAACAUUUUUAACUCCAGAAGGCAAUGCAAGUAACAAAGAAGAAUUAAGAGGAAAUGUUCUUUCACUAGAGUGCAUUGCAGAAGGACUGCCUACCCCACUUAUUUACUGGAUAAAAGAAGAUGGAAUACUACCCAUCAACCGGACAUUUUAUAGGAACUUUCAGAAAACUCUGCAGAUCAUUCAGGUUUCAGAAGCAGACUCUGGAAAUUACCAGUGUAUAGCAAAAAAUGCAUUAGGAGCCAUCCAUCAUACCAUUUCUGUUACAGUUAAAGCCGCUCCAUACUGGAUCAUGGCACCUCAAAAUCUUGUGCUGUCCCCAGGAGAGGAUGGGGCCCUAAUCUGCAGAGCUAACGGCAACCCCAAACCCAGAAUUAGUUGGUUAUCGAAUGGAGUGCCCAUAGAAAUUGCCCCUGAUGACCCCAGCAGGAAAAUAAAUGGCGAUACAAUUAUUUUUUCAAAUGUUCAAGAAAGAUCCAGUGCAGUGUAUCAGUGCAAUGCCUCUAAUGAAUAUGGAUAUUUACUGGGAAAUGCAUUUGUAAAUGUGCUGGCUGAACCACCACGGAUCCUUACAUCUGCAAACACACUCUAUCAGGUCAUUGCAAACAGGCCAGCUCUAUUAGAUUGUGCCUUCUUCGGGUCUCCUCUUCCUACCAUUGAGUGGUUUAAAGGAGCUAAAGGUAGUGCUCUUCGUGAAGAUAUUUAUGUUUUACAUGAAAAUGGAACUUUGGAAAUUCCUGUGGCCCAAAAAGACAGUACAGGAACUUAUACAUGUGUUGCAAGGAAUAAGUUAGGAAUGGCAAAGAAUGAAGUUCACUUAGAAAUCAAAGAUCCAACUAGGAUCAUUAAACAGCCUGAAUAUGCAGUUGUGCAAAGAGGGAGCACAGUGUCCUUUGAAUGCAAAGUGAAACACGAUCACACCUUGAUCUCUACUGUCAUCUGGCUGAAGGACAAUGGUGAGCUGCCCAGUGAUGGAAGGUUCACUAUUGACAAGGACCAUUUGGAGGUAGCUGAUGUAAGUGACAGUGAUGGCGGAACCUACACAUGUAUGGCCAACACAACUCUGGACAGCGUUUCUGCCAGUGCUGUGCUUAGCGUUGUUGCUCCUACUCCAACUCCAGCUCCCAUUUACGAUGUCCCAAAUCCUCCCUUUGAUUUAGAAUUGACAGAUCAACUCGACAAAAGUGUUCAGCUGUCAUGGACCCCAGGCGAUGAUAAUAAUAGCCCUAUUACAAAAUUCAUUAUUGAAUAUGAAGAUGCAAUGCAUGAAGCAGGGCUAUGGCACUACCAAACUGAAGUUCCUGGGACACAGACUACAGCCCAGCUGAAGCUGUCACCUUAUGUGAACUACUCCUUCCGAGUGAUGGCAGAGAACAGCCUCGGGAGGAGCUUGCCCAGCGAGAUAUCUGAACAGUAUUUUACUAAAGCUGCAGAACCGGAUAAAAAUCCCAUGACUGUGGAAGGACUAGGAUCAGAGCCUGAUAAUUUGGUGAUUACAUGGCAGCCCUUGAAUGGUUUUGAAUCUAAUGGGCCAGGCCUUCAGUACAAAGUGAGCUGGCGCCAAAAAGAUGGUGAUGAUGAAUGGACAUCUGUGGUUGUGGCAAAUGUAUCCAAAUAUAUUGUCUCGGGCACACCAACUUUUGUUCCAUACCUGAUAAAAGUUCAAGCUCUGAAUGAUGUGGGCUUCGCUCCAGAGCCAGCUGUAGUUAUGGGACAUUCUGGAGAAGACCUCCCAAUGGUGGCUCCUGGGAAUGUGCAUGUGAACGUGGUAAACAGCACCUUAGCUGAGGUGCACUGGGACCCAGUACCUCUGAAAAGUAUCCGAGGACACCUGCAAGGCUAUCGGAUUUACUACUGGAAGGCCCAGAGUUCAUCAAAAAGAAACAGACGCCACAUAGAGAAAAAGAUCCUCACUUUCCAGGGCAGCAAGACCCAUGGCAUGUUGCCCGGGCUGGAGCCCUUCAGCCACUACACACUGCAUGUCCGCGUGGUCAAUGGGAAAGGGGAGGGCCCAGCCAGCCCCACCAGAGUCUUUCAUACUCCAGAAGGAGUUCCCAGUGCCCCAUCCUCUUUGAAGAUUGUUAAUCCAACACUAGACUCUCUCACUUUGGAAUGGGAUCCACCAAGCCACCCGAAUGGCAUUUUGACAGAGUACACCUUAAAAUAUCAGCCAAUUAACAGUACCCAUGAAUUAGGCCCACUGAUAGAUUUGAAAAUUCCUGCCAACAAGACACGUUGGACUUUAAAAAACUUAAAUUUCAGCACUCGGUAUAAGUUUUAUUUCUAUGCACAAACAUCAGCAGGAUCAGGAAGUCAAAUAACAGAGGAAGCAGUAACAAUUAUGGAUGAAGCUGGUAUUCUUCCACCUGAUGUAGGUGCAGGCAAAGCAAUGGCAAGCCGACAGGUGGACAUUGCAACUCAAGGCUGGUUCAUUGGUCUAAUGUGUGCUGUCGCUCUCCUUAUCUUAAUUUUGUUGAUUGUUUGCUUCAUCAGAAGAAACAAGGGUGGUAAAUAUCCAGUUAAAGAAAAGGAAGAUGCCCAUGCUGAUCCCGAAAUCCAGCCCAUGAAGGAAGACGAUGGCACUUUUGGAGAAUACAGUGAUGCAGAAGACCACAAGCCUUUGAAAAAAGGCAGCCGAACACCUUCAGACAGGACUGUGAAGAAAGAAGAUAGUGAUGAUAGCCUUGUUGACUAUGGAGAGGGAGUGAAUGGCCAGUUCAAUGAGGAUGGUUCCUUUAUUGGACAAUAUAGUGGUAAGAAAGAAAAAGAACCAGCUGAAGGAAAUGAAAGCUCAGAGGCACCUUCUCCUGUCAAUGCCAUGAAUUCCUUUGUUUAAUUUGUAAGUUCUUUGCCAAUACCCCAUUUCUCUAGAAUGUUUAUCUUAAGCAUUUGUCUGUCAGCCUUCUCAUACUGUGAACAUAGAGGCAGAAAAUAUAUAUUCUACUGUAUGUUAAUAUUAUGAGAACAGUUAGAGCAAGAACAUUACUCAGUCAAAUGAUGUGUUAACAUGAACUGCAGUGUAAAGUGCAUACUUUUUCAUUCAAAAUAAGUAUUCUUGAUUUUCUCAGAACUGAUCAAAGUAACACACGUCAUGAACAGAUCAUGCUAUUUCUUCUUCAGGAUACAGUUCAAUAUGAUGCAUGAAAAAUGCUGCACAGUUAAAGGACAUACCUGUGUGUGUUAUUAAAACAUGGUUUAAUACUUUGUUUAUACUGUCCUCAGCUGAACUCCUAAAUAUGAAUUCCAUUUUAAUUGUCAAGAGUGUUACUGUAGUAUUCUCUAGAACUUCAAUGUCUUUGUGGACAUUGUUGUGAAAUGGUGACUCUGUGUAGCUGUUAGUCUUUUGGGAAGACUGUUAGGAACUGUAUGUACAGUAUAUACUUGCUAAAUGAUUUAAUCAUGACAGUUGCACUUGCUGAUGCUUACUGAGACUCUGUUACCUGCUUUUUGCUCCUGUUACCUUGUAGCCUUCCUAAUCUUCCAGGUAUUACAGCGGUACAGUGUUCUACUUUUUACAUCAUCUCUAUGUUCAGUUGAUUAUAGGCAUAAACAAUGUGUGUUGCAAUGCAUUUUGGCAUGUGUGCCAUACUGAAAGAAUAAAAGCAAUUCACUCCAAUUAAAUUUCAAAACAUAUUCCAGAAAGCACAGGGCAAGACACAUGUAGUGCCUUUGGACAAGAAGCAUUCCAUAUAUACUGCCUUCCGUAUCGAUGAUACAGUUGACCUAGAGUCCUAGAUUACUGUCAUUGUCAAAAAGUAACUUUUAAAAAGCAGAGAUAAUGAAAACUGCAAUGCUGAAAAAAAGGAAAUGUGAAAGUAAAAGUAAUAAGACAGCUUAUUUUAAAGAGCAUUUCCCCAUAUGUAUAAAAAGAAAAACUUUAUCAACAACUGGAGCACAUGAUGAUUCUUUUUGGUCUUUUAUAGUUUCUUCUAGAGUCCCAUUCAGUAAGAAAGAUGUCAAAUUAGCACAAAAAUUUUUUAAAAACAUGUUAUUCCAAAACUAAAAGCAUACAACAUCAUGCUGACAGGACUGUAUUAUUCUCUAAGUCUUUACCUAUGUGGCAGCCUUUGAAACUCUCUGCAGCAGGAAAAGAUCUGCAUGCAAAUUGCUAUGGACACAUUUCAGAAUCUAAAAAAAUUGAGUAAGUGCUAACAAGGCCAAGAGGCAAAAGGAUUACAUCUGCAGUUUAAAAAAAAAAAACAUAUAUUUUACCAUACUCAUAAACAAUAUCUAUCAAAUGGUUUACCUCCAAGUUUAAAAUUCUCUAACAACCUAUGAUUGAAGGAAUGCUCAGUUUCAUUUGCCAAUAAAUUGAUUUCUCAUAACUUGCAUCAAGUUUAAUUUUAAGUAAAGCUUUUUAUAUGUAGAUAUUUUGUUGAAUUUGUAAAUACACUUAAAAUGUAGAUGCUAUAUGCUUAUAGGUGUCACAUACAAAUAAAUAUGCAAACAGUGUUUAUGUUGUACUGUAUAAGAAAUUAGCUAAUGGGAUUGGAAACCAUUUAAAUACCUUUGGGUUUUUAUUUUCCCUUUUUUCUGUGAAACUGAAAUAAUGAAUUAGUCUACAUAUUGCCAGAAAGUUUCUAAAUGAACUCUUCAGAGCUUUGUCUGUGAGGCUCAGUAACCCUAAUCAUGUGGAAUCUUUGAUACAGAUAGGUGAAGCCCAGAUUGAAGUGAUCCCAGGUAAAAAUGUCCCUAAAUACUUUCAUCUCUCCAUAUUUGCUUUUCACAGACCAGCCUUUUUAACGGAAAUACAAAAAGAUGAAACAGGCUUGCCUUGGUAUCAGAGAGCACAAAGAUAAGUUACUUUAAAUUUGCCAGUGUUUGGGGAAAACUAUGAAAGUACAGGUUUUACUCUUCCAUAAUGGUAGAUACUAAAUUUAUCUGUGCAUGAAGGGGUCACUUCUGUAAUAGUGCAACAGAUUUUAUAAUAAAAUUAAAUGUGGUUUUAAAAGUCUCUCUCUUUUGUAAUGUAUCAUGUUCCUAGUGGAGUGUGAAUGUCCAAUGGUACAGGCGGAUAGAACUGGAUUUCCAUCAAAAAGUAACUACUAAACUGUCGUGACCGCUU